UCACAUCCCUAAAAAAUAUAUUUUUUGAUUCACAUCCCUAAGAAAUCUAUAUAUAUAUAUAAACUACACGAAUCGGAAAUUUUUGUAAUGAUUGAAAUGAACAAAACUGCAAUUGGCAUUGCAGCGGGAGUGGCUGGAACGUUAUUCAUAGGAUACUGCAUCUACUUCGACAAGAAGCGCCGCAAUGACCCAGAGUACAAGAAGAAAGUCCGUGAGCGUCGCCGCCGCAACAAAAAAACUGGCGCUGCCAAACCUGGAAUUCCAAAUCUAAACGACCAUGAAGCCAUUGAAAGAUACUUUGUGCAAGAAAUCCAACUGGGUGAAACCCUUAUCGCUAGCGGUGACUUCGAGAGCGGUGUUGAGCAUUUGGCGAAUGCCAUCGUUGUAUGCGGCCAGCCGGCUCGCCUGCUGCAGGUGCUGCAGUCCUCCCUUCCAGCUCAAGUAUUCGCGAUGCUGAUCGUCAAAAUGCAAGAGUUCGGAAAUCGGGCGUCGGAGGGGAACGACGGCCCCAUCUCCUUGGGUUCGAGCUCGGGACAACAGCUCGAAGGCGCUAAGAUAAUAGAAAGCUCAUCGGGUGCAAUUAUCGAUGAUCUUGAAUAAUACUUGGAGAUGGCUACAGAAAUUGAAAUGUAAAUUUCAACAGUAGAAAUUAAGGGCUUCAUAUAUAAACCACAUAUUUCUUUUUAUAUAUUGAUUUCUCUGGAUGUUCCCAAUACAUAAAAAUAAAUAUGCGUAAACUGUUAACACUUAA
Molecule: messenger RNA, 751 nt
Organism: Drosophila kikkawai
Lineage: Eukaryota; Metazoa; Arthropoda; Insecta; Diptera; Drosophilidae
Gene: Tom20
Product: translocase of outer membrane 20
Biological process (GO): protein import into mitochondrial matrix; tRNA import into mitochondrion; intracellular protein transport
Cellular component (GO): mitochondrial outer membrane; mitochondrial outer membrane translocase complex
Molecular function (GO): transmembrane protein transporter activity
Source: RefSeq, a predicted model, not a curated record